AUGAAGGCUGCCUUGCUUACUCUCUUCCUUUUCUUCGCCUUAGCAUCAGCCAACUGUGAUGACUUGCGUGACACUGAAGGCAACCCCAUCAGAAACGGUGGCUCAUACAACAUCCUCCCAGCACGGCAUGGAAACGGCGGCGGCCUCGACCUUGCUGCCACUGGCGGCGAAUCUUGCGCUGUUACCGUCGUUCAAGCCUUGUCAGAACAAUCCAACGGUGCGCCUACCAGACUUUCUUCUCCUUACAGAGUAGCUUAUCUCUCCCCAAACCUUAAUGUGGACCUCACCGCCGUAGCACCACCAAAGUGCGCGGCGCAACCGGCGAGAUGGACGAUCGUCGGCCGAGAAGAAGAGAAUAGGCAAGUGAAACUUGCGGGACAGCCAGACACCGUACGUGGUUCGUUUAGAAUUCAGACCCAUCGUGGUUUGACUUAUAAGAUUGUGUUCUGUGAGAGUGGUGAAGAGUCUUGCAGUGCUCUUGGGCUUUCCAACGACAAGAAAGGACACAGAAUUUUGUCUAUUAACGAUGAGAAUCCUUUAGUUGUCGUGUUUCGCAGGGCUCAAUCAUCUGCCGCCUAA
This is a messenger RNA of Neltuma alba, 579 nucleotides long. RefSeq names its product trypsin inhibitor DE5 alpha chain-like. The record is from RefSeq and is a predicted model, not a curated record. The transcript has a single exon. Bases 1 to 579 code for a protein of 192 amino acids. Gene Ontology annotation, molecular function: endopeptidase inhibitor activity. Lineage: Eukaryota; Viridiplantae; Streptophyta; Magnoliopsida; Fabales; Fabaceae.